Molecule: messenger RNA, 1278 nt
Organism: Microsporum canis CBS 113480
Lineage: Eukaryota; Fungi; Ascomycota; Eurotiomycetes; Onygenales; Arthrodermataceae
Exons: 3
Coding region: 1-1278 (425 amino acids)
Biological process (GO): tRNA-type intron splice site recognition and cleavage
Cellular component (GO): tRNA-intron endonuclease complex
Source: RefSeq, a predicted model, not a curated record
AUGGCAGAUCUCGAUGAAGAGGCUAUUAACCAACCGUCUACUCCAUCGCAUGACUCUUUAGCAAAUGUUGACCAAGACAUUUCCGAUGAAACACAGGAUUUCCGCUUCCUGGGCAGCUUUGCUACACUGACAGAUCAUAUACCCCAAACGCUUCCCCGACGAGGAGAUAAAGAUUUCGAGCCCAACCCAACCCUUCACCAAGCCAGCGUAUUGACCUCCGCUCGAAAUGCUAUGCACAAUGCCCUCUCUUAUCCGCGCCUACAUAACACGAAAAAUAGAAUAAUAGGCAUAUACUACCCUAACGGUCACCAAGGCGAUGCCUGUGUUUGCGUACCGAAUCCAAGAGGGCAGUAUUUCCGGACAAUGGCGCAAGCUGACAAUAUAAAUCGGAUGUGGUUAUUACCAGAGGAGGCUCUCUACCUCCUAGAGAGAGGUAGCCUGGACAUCAGAUGGCCAGCGGAGGACAGUUGGGAAGAAAAAGCCCCUGAAAACUGUCCAUUCGACCUAGAGGGGACCGUUCCAAUGAGUUUACAGGCUGCAUAUGCGUGUUUCCUUGGGUGUCGUGGAUUGACUAUGGAAAGAUACUCGGUAUACUCGGGGCUGAGGCGCGGGGGCUAUGUUGUCAUCCGAGCUGAUACCUGGAACGAAGCUCAAUCUAUAAGCCCGCAGGCACGGACAGAACAUAAGAAACCAGUACAACCCCAUAGUCAAGGGAUUAUGAAUUCCCUCUCGGAACUGUUUCGCUCUAUUUUUUCUAUGAGAACGAAAGGGGAUACAGUUCAUGGACCUGUUAUAGGAGUGGGAAUACAUCGAAGCUAUAAUGAUAUAUAUAGAUCUUUAUCUAUUAUCCCUGCAUAUGACCCAUCUCGCCCUGACGGUGAAAUAAACCAAGCUCCCACAUCUCCUCCUUAUCGAGUAGCAUUUAACGUCUAUAAACCCUCAACACCAUAUAAGAAGUCCAGUCCGGGUGAACCAGACUUUAGGCUAGCAGUGGUUGAUGCCAGGGCUAACCCAAUCAUUCCUACUCUUGAAAAUCUCAGCGCUCUCCUGGCUAGUACUCCUUUGGAUCCACCUCUGGGAGAAAAAAUGGACAGAUUACUCUAUAUGCGCCUUCGACAUGGAUACAGAAAUGUGAUCUUAGCAGUGGUCGACCAGGGAGUUGUUAGUUAUUUACGGAUUAGCGACUCUGGAUUUAUGAAGGAGCCGCUAUAUGCACAGAAGAAGGGGCUGGGGCCUGGAAAUAAAGGAAGCCGGCGUCCGCCCCAUAAAAAACGAUAG